Molecule: messenger RNA, 3846 nt
Organism: Xenopus laevis (African clawed frog)
Lineage: Eukaryota; Metazoa; Chordata; Amphibia; Anura; Pipidae
Gene: rorb.2.S
Product: RAR-related orphan receptor B, gene 2 S homeolog
Exons: 11
Coding region: 2252-3598 (448 amino acids)
Source: RefSeq, a predicted model, not a curated record
UUGGCCUCUGUGUGGGCUGAUUGGGCCUCUUUGUACCUGAAAUGUCAGGGCCUAUUUUAAUUCUCAGUCCGGACCUGUGUUUGUGAGUCUGUAAUGCUUAAUACUGGUAAGAGCUCCAAAAUCUACUGCCCACGCCUGUAUUCUAUCUGCUAUUUUCUAUUUUGCAUGCCUUUCCUCUGAUUGGUUUAUUAACUUUACAGGAAGUAAGUGGCUCUUCCCCUUCAAAGAUUAGCAGCUGUGCUACAGAGUAGGACCAGGGUUGCCAUGUUGGGCUAUUUAUUUCAAGCUCAGGUGGGUUUCCAAAGUACAAAUUAGCCAAGGUACAAAAUUGGGCUAGUUUUGGAGCCUUGGCGGGUUUGUACUUUGAAAGCUAGCCAAAGCUUUUUACCCCCAGUGUGCCAUUGCAGUGCAUGUUGGGUAAUAUAGUUUUUAUUCAACAAAUGCUGACAGCCAAGGAAAAUGUGCGACUACAAUACCCAGAAUGUUAACAGAGUAGAAAGGUGUAGAAAGCAACUCCAUUUCUAUUUGCUGCAGUUUCAGCCCAUCAGUCCCAACCUGUCUGUACUACAGCCUGCAGCCCACUGCAUCUGGUAUGUGAUUAUUACAUGUGCCAUGCAAAUAGAAUGAUAAAUAUAGUUAGCUGCUUUUAUAAGCUGUUGUCAUAUUGAUUGUUCAGUGUUCAAAUUGGACUAUUUUUUGGGCUACUUAUUGGCUGGUUCGAAAUGUAAAUCUGGAAACCCUGAAUAGGACACUGCUGUUGCUAUGCUAUUGCUAACUCACUUCAGCUUUGUCAAGUAAAAGUUAACCUUCACAUUGAUAUUGCACAAUCUAUUUUUAUUUAACGACAGGAUUACCAUUGUAUAUUUGAGCUGCUACCUUUCCUUCAUGUGAUUGUAUAGUGAAGGGCCUAGGCUUGUAAAUGGCUGCAGGCCUGCAGCAGCUGCUGCUGUGAAAGAGGGAGGGGGGAGCAUACUCAAAGCACUUGUCACACUGAGUGACUUUCUUUCAUGCAAACUAUGGGCUACAAAUGCUGGGAGAGGGAGUGGGGCUUGCUAUGGAAAAAGCAGAGUCUUAUGCCGUGUUGGACUGGGAUGCCAGGGACCCACCAGAAUUCCUUAGACUAUGGGCCCACUUUUCAAACUAUUAUUCCUCCUCUCCUUACCCAACCUAGUUUUUUAUCUCUAUAAACUAUACUAUAUUCUUCCAUUAUUAAGCUCCAUAAAGAAAUAGGGAAUGCCAAUGAAAUAGGCCAAAUGGUUAGAAGCAAGAGACCCACUGACACAUGGGCCCACCAGAAGUUUUCCUAGUAUCCCAGUGGGCCAGUCCAACACUGGUCUAUCUUCCAAGUCGCCCAUACUGCUUACACAAUAAAAAUCUGUCCCCUUGGAAACUUUCUCCGGUGCCUCUUAAAGUAUUGCGGCUAUCACAAUAAGUUUUAAAUGGUGCAUCUGCCUUAAUCAAGAUAUAAUCGUCCCGAAACAUAGGUUAACAUGUUUAGGGGAACAUAAUCUAUUAUUUUUUUGGAUAGCAGUGAGAAAAGGUAAACAACCCCUUUAAGGCAGCAUGCUAGAACACUGGACUAACAGCUGACAGGGGGCCGGGCACCUCACACGUCAGUAGAGGAGGUUUACCAGCAACUACGUUCAAAGAAGAAACGGUGUGGUGCACAAAAAGGGGCGUGCUUGCUAUGAGUCGCUACUGCCAAUUGGAAAAUGCUAAACUGGAGAAGUAGUUUGGCAGCUGAGAGGACUGGAGUGGGGACAGGACCAAGACAUUACUUUUCAGGAUAUAGGAUUGAGGUGCAUGCUAGAAAUCUUGCACGGAAUAAGGAAGACUAUGCAAGUCCUGCUGUGCUAAUCCUAUUAAGAUUAACAAGAGGCGCUGUAUACUGCGUUCCACCGAGACUAUCACUAGCUGUACGUGCAUCAGCUGGACUCUAGCAAAGGAUUGAGCCAACCUAGCAGACUGUGUGUGACAUACAGAACUGAUGCUGUCAGUGUAUCACUGUGCUGAGCAGUGCCUACUGGAACCUUAUCAUUCUGAGCACUGGAAAGCUACAAGAGCGUGUUAAGUUUCCAAGAAAAAGAACCUGGUAGCUGUUCUAAAGAACAUAUUAAGGCUGUUUUACUGUUGCACAGCAUUAGAAAAGAACUAAGUUGCUCAUCCACCCUGCCCCUGGUACUCACAGUCCAACCCACGACCUAAAGCUACAUAUCAUUCAUGUUUGAAUUAACCCCAUCCUAACAUCACCAUGAGAGCACAGAUAGAAGUAAUCCCAUGUAAAAUAUGUGGAGACAAAUCAUCUGGAAUUCAUUAUGGUGUGAUUACCUGUGAAGGAUGUAAGGGUUUUUUCAGAAGAAGUCAGCAAAACAAUGCAAGUUACUCAUGUUCUCACCAUCGCAACUGUUUAAUUGACCGAACUAACCGCAAUCGUUGCCAACACUGCCGACUGCAGAAGUGCCUGGAACUAGGCAUGUCCAGAGAUGCUGUGAAAUUUGGUCGCAUGUCCAAAAAACAAAGAGAUAGUCUGUUUGCUGAGGUCCAGAAGCACCAGCAAAUCCAAGACCAAGUCCUUGCCAGGGACAGUAAAGAUACAGUCUCUCGGAGUUACUCCACCAGCACAAGCAGUGGCCUGUCGGACUUGGAGGAAUUAAGUGGCCUAUCAGAUGGUCUGCUCUUUGAUUUUCCCCUUACUCCUGAUGGAUGCAGCUCAUACUACAGCUUGGAGCUUCCACUUUCUACAGAACCUUCUCCUGACUCUAGCCAUGGGACCACACUGGAUGAGUUGCCUGUACACUAUUCUUUGGGACUGAUAGAAGACCAAAGGUUGCUGGACCUAAACAGUACAGAGAUAGAACACAUGUCUCAGAACAUCAUCCAGUCACAUUUAGGCACCUGCCAGUUUACCAGUGAUGAACUUAGCAAGAUGAUAUGGAACGCUCAUUCACAGGAGGAGGUACGCAGCCUGCAGAGCAAGUCAUGCAGGAUGAUGUGGCAACUCUGUGCAAUCCAUAUGUCAAAUGCAAUCCAUUAUGUAGUGGAGUUUGCAAAACGCUUAGAUGGUUUCAUGGAACUUUGUCAAAAUGAUCAGAUUGUUCUGCUUAAAGCAGGUUGUCUGGAAGUUCUGCUCAUUAGAAUGACUCAAGCAUUUAACCCUGCAAACAACACUGUGCUUUUUGAAGGAAAGUUUGGAGGAAUUCAAAUGUUUCGAUCUCUUGGAUGUGAUGAUCUCCUAUAUGCCAUCUUUGAUCUUGGUCGAGCCCUUUGCCAUCUUAGUUUGUCAGAUGAGGAGAUUGCUUUAUUUACAGCUGCGGUUCUGAUGUCACCAGAUCGUCCUUGGCUAACAGAAUCCAAGAAAGUUCAAAAGCUUCAGGACAGGAUAUUCGUGGCCUUGCAAAAGGAAAUACAAAAGAGGCAUUGCAGUGAAGAUCUUAUGACUAAGAUUAUUUCCAAACUCCCACUAAUGAAGACUAUCUGCAACCUGCAUGCAGACAAACUUGAAUUUUUUCGCAUUGUGCAUCCUGACAUUGCCCAGAUAUUCCCACCACUGUAUAAGGAGCCCAGCAUAUUUGUACAUAAGGGUGACAGGAAGUACUAAAAAAGGUUUCCAUUGACCAUGCCACUGGCUGAAUUCUUCUAUCAAUGACUUCAAAUUUUUGUUGACCAUAUCUGAAUGCAAGCAUUAGUCAUUAAUUACGUUAAAUGUGUUUUUGUAGACAUUUCUACAUAAUGGGAUUUUAAGGCUUCAUUAUGAGCAUAUCUCCAGUGUAGGAGGAAAGAGGAAUGACGUUUUUUGUCUGUACAAUGAUUCACUCCUAAUAAAUAGGAAUGAGAAAAAAAAACUUU